GAGAAUUGCCCUGAAACUUCUCGAACAAGCUCAAUUAAUAUCCAGAGGAGACCCUUCCAUUUACAAGCUCAACCUAGAAAGGGAGGUGUUUAAUCAGUCCAAGCAACUUGUGAAAUGCUCCUUAGGAAAGCCCACCACUACGCACAAGAUGAAGACAAUUAUGUUGCUGGGGGCAACUGGAUCAGGAAAGACAACCCUCAUCAACGGGAUGAUCAACUACAUCUUGGGCGUGGAGUGGGGGGACAACUUCAGAUACAAGUUAAUACAGGAGGAGACGGGAAAAUCCCAGGCUGAGAGCCAGACAUCCUCCAUCACUGCCUACCAUCUCCACCACCAGGUAGGGUUUAACAUCGACUGCUCUCUGACUAUCAUCGACACGCCAGGAUUCGGAGACACCAGGGGCAUCAGCCGGGAUCGACAGAUCAUUGACCACAUCCGUGAGUUCUUCACUUCCCCACAGGGCAUUGAUCAGAUCGAAGCGGUCUGUUUCGUCGUCCAAGCAUCCCAGGCUCGCCUGACCCAGACACAGAAAUAUGUCUUUGAUUCCAUCCUUUCCAUUUUUGGCAAAGAUAUCGCGGAGAACUUUCUGAUAAUGUUGACGUUCGCGGACGGGCAGCGCCCCCCAGUUCUGGAGGUCCUGAAAGCCGACCAGGUACCCUGCCACAAAGAUGAAAAGGGAUUGCCAGUAUACUUCAAGUUUAACAAUUCUGCCAUUUUUGCCCAGCGUCCGACCUCUGGUGACGAGGGGAGAUCUGACGACAGCGGGGAAGAGGAUAAUGACUUUAACCAGGUGUUGUGGAAGAUGGGGACAAACAGUAUGAAGAAGUUCUUCGCAGCUCUGAGCAUGAUGCAGGCGAGGAGCCUGUGCCUGACCAAAGAGGUUCUGAAGGAACGUAGACAGCUGGAGUCUGUAGUGGCCGGGUUGCCGACUCUGAUCCAAGCAGGGCUGACCAAAUUAGAGGAGCUUAAGAAAUCCAAACAAGUUCUGAACCAAAACCAGUCCAACCUUGAUGAAAAUAAAGAUUUUGAGUACGAGGUCGAUGUGACUGUUAAAGAAAAGAGGAAACUUGACAGCGAUGAUUCAUUAGUAAACAACUGUACGGUUUGUGAAUACAGUUGUCAUGACCCCUGUCCAUAA
Molecule: messenger RNA, 1138 nt
Organism: Amblyraja radiata (thorny skate)
Lineage: Eukaryota; Metazoa; Chordata; Chondrichthyes; Rajiformes; Rajidae
Exons: 1
Coding region: 149-1138 (329 amino acids)
Molecular function (GO): GTP binding
Source: RefSeq, a predicted model, not a curated record